Messenger RNA from Protopolystoma xenopodis, 441 nucleotides. Lineage: Eukaryota; Metazoa; Platyhelminthes; Monogenea; Polystomatidea; Polystomatidae. The record is from the annotation of a GenBank genome assembly.
AUGUGCCCGUUGUGCAGUGUGCGGCUUGGCUGUGAUUACUGGCAGCUCAGCGACAUCUGCUUCUACAUCAAGGUUUCCUACCUAUUCGAUCAUCCGGGCACCGUUUUCUUCGCCAUAUUCAUGGUUAUAUGGGGUAGAGUUAUUGAACUUGACAUCUGGACAAUCGAAAUAUCACAGGAGACAUGCAGCGUGACGUUUCUUGAGUGUUGGAAGCGGAAGAGCGCGGAACUAGCUCAUCAUUGGGAUGUGCUUGAUUAUGAAAAUGAGGAGGAACGACCCCGGCCACAAUAUGCUGCUUUAUGCUCCACAUAUGCCAAAAAUCCUGUAACGGGGUUAAUGGAGCCAUACUUUCCUCAGAAGUACAGGAUACCUCGCCUGAUAACUGGAAUCGGAUGCAUCCUCAUAAUGGCAAGAAACGUAUUUAAAUCUGCUAUGGAAUAG